AUGGCCAAAGAUAAUAAAGGGAAAAAGAAGGGACCAGUCACUACUGAUGAACGUUUCAGCAGUGUACACAAUGAUCCUCGUUUCAAUCUACCAAAGAGAAAUGAUUUCAAAGUUGAAGUUGAUGAAAGAUUCAGUAAAGCUGAUUUAGAAGCUAUCAAGAAGAAAUCGAAGAUCGAUAAAUAUGGUAGAAGAGUUAAAGAUGAUGGUGAUUCUAAAGGAUUCAAUAAAUAUUAUAAAAGUAAGGAUGAUGAGAAAAAGAAACAAGAAUCUGAAGAAUCAUCAAGUGAAGAAGAGGAGGAAGAAGAAGAAGAAUCAGAAUCAGAAGAUGUCGAAAUUGAUGAAGCUCAAGCUAAACUUGAUCUUGCCCGUGGUGAAGGCUUGCCAUCAGAUUAUGAAUCCUCAAGUGAUGAAUCAAGUUCAGAUGAAGAAAGUUCAGAAGAUGAAGUCGAUGAUGAUGAAGAAGAAACAGAUGAAAAACCUCCAGAAGGUGACCCAGCUCCAAGAUUUGCUGUUGUCAAUUUAGAUUGGGAUCAUGUUAAAUCUGUUGACUUGAUGGCUACUUUCCAAAGUUUUGUUCCAUCAGGUGGUCAUAUAGAGGAGAUUUCAAUUUAUCCAAGUGAAUUUGGUAAAGAAAGAAUGCAAAGAGAAGAUAUGGAAGGUCCACCAAGAGAAUUGUUCAAAUCUAAAAAAUCUAAAAAAGCUCAAGAUUCAGAUGAUGAUUCAGAUUCAGAAAUUGAAGCAAAAGAUCUUUAUGAAGAAGGUGAUGCUGAAGUUGAUUAUGAUUCAAAGAGUUUACGUCGUUAUCAAUUACAAAGAUUAAGAUAUUAUUAUGCAAUUGUUACUUGUGAUUCCAUAAAGACUGCUAAAAAUAUUUAUGAUAACUGUGAUGGUACAGAAUAUGAAUCCACUGCUAAUUUCUUUGAUCUAAGAUAUGUCCCUGAUGAAAUGGACUUUGACGAUGAACCAAGAGAUUCAUGUAAUAAGAUACCGUCAAAUUAUAAACCAACAACUUUUGUCACUGAUGCAUUACAACAUUCAAAAGUCAAGCUAACUUGGGAUGAAACACCAGCUGAAAGAGUUAAAAUGAGUUCAAAAGCUUUUAGUCAAAGAGAAUUAGAUGAUAUGGAUUUUAAGGCUUACUUGGCAUCAGAUAAUAGUGACGAAGAAAGUGAUAAUGAAGAUUUGAAGAACAAAUAUAAAAACUUGGUUGGUUCAAGUACUAAAAUUGGUAAUAAAAACAUUUUUGAACAAAAUGAUAAUGAUAGUGAUGAUGUUGAUAUGGAAAUUACAUUCACUCCAGGUCUCGAUGAGAAAACAGCUGCUGCUAAUGCUGCUAAAGAAGGUACAGAGGAAGAAUCAACUCUUGAUAAAUUGAAACGUAAGGCUAAGGAACGUCGUAAAACAAGAAAGGAAAAAGUUAAAGAAUUGAAGAAGGAAGCUCAGGAAAAGAAGUCAGAAACCAAGACAUCUGCCAAAUCCAAGAAAUCUGAGAAUGAUGAAGGUGAUGAAAAAUCUAAAGCUGAAUUAGAGUUAUUAAUGCUUGAUCAACAAGAUGGAACCCAUAGAGAACAUUUCAGCAUGAAGGAAUUGAUCAAAUCUGAAAAGGAGAAAUCCAAAAAAUCUAAACAUAGAAACAAAAACAAGAUUAUUGAAGAUGAUUUCAAGGCUGAUUUAAACGAUCCAAGAUUCAACGAGAUCUUUACCAACCAUGAUUUUGCAAUUGACCCAAGUCAACCUCAGUUCAAAAAGACUGCAACCAUGGCACAGAUCUUAGAAGAACGUAACAAGCGUCGUGAUGGUGAUAAUAAAACUGCUGCUCCUUCUUCUUCAAAGAAGAGAACGCACAAGGACGCAGCAAUUGCAGACAACGAUGAUGUUAACAACCUAGUUCAACGAAUUAAGCGUAAAAGCAAAAAAUAA
This is a messenger RNA of Hansenula anomala, 1920 nucleotides long. It is a transcript of the gene ESF1, whose product is annotated as pre-rRNA-processing protein ESF1. The record is from RefSeq and is a predicted model, not a curated record. The transcript has a single exon. NCBI's taxonomy places the organism in Eukaryota, Fungi, Ascomycota, Saccharomycetes, Phaffomycetales, Wickerhamomycetaceae. Gene Ontology annotation, molecular function: RNA binding. Bases 1 to 1920 code for a protein of 639 amino acids. Gene Ontology annotation, biological process: rRNA processing. Gene Ontology annotation, cellular component: nucleus.